Messenger RNA from Paramecium tetraurelia, 1242 nucleotides. RefSeq lists its product as uncharacterized. NCBI's taxonomy places the organism in Eukaryota, Ciliophora, Oligohymenophorea, Peniculida, Parameciidae. The transcript has a single exon. The record is from RefSeq and is a predicted model, not a curated record.
AUGAAUCUGCUGAAAAAAGCAAGGAAUGUAUUUUGCUCAAUUCCAGAACAUAAAGAUGUAGAUCAAAAGAUUAUCCAUUUGUGUCUUGAUCAAAAGUGUCAAAUUUCAAAAAAGACCUUGUGCGGUUUAUGUUUGGGAGAUUAACAUUUUGGUCAUAAAUCGAUCAAUCUAUCUAAUUUGGACACUCUCAUUAAAAACGAAUGGAGUAGAGAACUACAAUAAUACAAUUAAAAAACCAAAGAUUUGACUGAUUGCAUUCAAAUGAGCAUUGCGGCUAUUCUCAAUAAGAUCACUCUUCUGUAAUAAUAGAUUCAAAACUUUGUUAAUCAGUAAAUGCAAGAGAGCAAAGUUUGUAUUCUAAAGCGUAAGUAUUUAGAUGAAUAAAAUUUGAGUGAAAAAGAUUUUGAAUAAUUGGCAAAGGAUAUAAGUGAGUCAAUCUUCUACAAAGAAGGAAUUCCUGAAUAUAAACAAAUCGAUUAUGAGCCCUCUGAUAAAUUCCAAAGCCUAGCCAGUAGAUUAGUAUUUGAUGCAGCCUUGUUUUGUAGAGAUAUUGCUCUGGUAACCAAGGCCAACAUAAUUCAUUCGAGUUUUACGGAAUAAGUCUAAGAGAUUUUGUAUUAAAUUUAAAAUCUCACAACCUUGAUUGAACGUCCACUUAGUUAGAUAGUGUAGAGUAAGAGAAUCUUUGGAAAUGAUAGAAGUGACACUCAGUCAAAUCAGAGAUUAGAUUUUGAUUAAUAAAGUUAAUUAGGAACUUUUGGUUAGACUCAGUUCUGUAUUUAAAAAUAAGUGAAAUUAAGGAGUUUAGAAAUGAAGGGAUUCGUUAAAAUUUACGAUGAAUUCUUUAAUAAGCCCUUCACUCAAACUCACAUAGAAUUAAUAAAACUGAAGUGCAAUUCUCAAUCUCAAAUUUGUAUAGGUGGAGUAAAUAUAAAAGAACCUGAUCAAUUUAUAUUGUGUGCUACUGACUAUGCUUCUGAAUUCUACACGGAGACUCAAAAUUUGAAUCUAGCUAGAAAGAGCAGGAACGGAGAAGUGUAUUGGUAUUAUGUCAGAAAUAGAUGCAUUGGAUUUAGUCCUAUGAGUAAAAUUGAUCUUAAGUAUCCGGAUGUGGAUAAUGAGGAGGGAGAUUUGAGAUUCUCUUUGUGGCUAUUUCAUGGACAAGGGGGUUAUAGAAUUGGGAGAAUUGAGAGUUUAGAAUAAAGUGUUGACUAUAAAUGUGUGAUUUAUUUAAAAAAAUGA